AUGUCUCAUCCAGCAGCAAGUGUGAAAUCGAUUUACAGUGGUAAGGUCAACCUUGAUCGUGAAGGUAUGGACCCUUAUGGAUAUGAUGAAGAUAUGGAUGAUAUACACGAUAAGAUAGAAUCCCCCAGCAGCCAUGUUUCAAAUCUCAGCGUGAGUUCUCGUAAUCUUCGCACUUUGAAUGACACCAUGGUGCAACCUCCCAAUAACAAACUAAUGUAUAAACAAGAUUCGUCGACUAAUAUUUCGAUAGCGUCGUCCUCUAGUGACUACCAAAACAACGUUAACGAUUUAAACGAUGUCACCAACUUAAGUGUUGAUAUUACCAGUGAUACUAGCAGUCCCGCCGGUAUGGACCGCAAUCAAGAAACAGUUCAGUUUGAAGGAUCUCGACCAAUGUCGAGAAAUUCGACUACAUCAUGCUUAUCCACCACUGCCACCAAAGAUGGCGUUGAAGGAAAACGAUUCCACCGGUAUGGACCCUCGCCGUAUUCAGCAGCCAUUAUACAGAACAUGAUUCAAACUCAUAAUCUUCAGGAGGAUUAUUCGCCCAGUUAUGCGGCAAAACCCCAGCUUUCCGGUACACCGGGGUAUGGAAUACCUUUCUCUCCUAGUGUUGCUGACCUGAACAACAUGAGCCUGGUUUCUUUACAAACCACCAAUGCAGAAUUUGAUGGAGAACCUGGGGAAAGAAGAAUGAUUCAAAUCGAGGAAUACUCGAAUUCCGUCCCUCCUGUAUCCCUUAAAGAGAAGAUAAACCUACUCGAUAAUGACCGAUAA
This is a messenger RNA of Meyerozyma guilliermondii ATCC 6260, 777 nucleotides long. RefSeq lists its product as uncharacterized. The transcript has a single exon. Lineage: Eukaryota; Fungi; Ascomycota; Pichiomycetes; Serinales; Debaryomycetaceae. The coding region runs from base 1 to 777 and encodes 258 amino acids. The record is from RefSeq and is a predicted model, not a curated record.